AUGGUUUUCAGAGAAGGAGGAGGAAAGGCUGGACCGGGGAAAUGCUACGUGUCUGUGCUCAUUUUACACUCGCUCUUCUCUGUAUCUAUACUCCUAAGCAACUGAUCACACUUUAAUCAGUGUACACAUUCCGGUCAGCCGUCUGAAGACGAGGAAUCCACACAGCUCCAGGAACACAGCAGAAAUACAGCAUGUCAGGAAACAAGAAUCAGCGGACGGAUCUGCAGAGGUCUACCAAUGUUGUGUACCAGGACCACCAUGUGAGCAGGAGUAAGAGAGGGCAGGUGGUUGGCACCAGGGCAGGUUUCCGUGGAUGUGUGGUCUGGCUGACUGGUCUUUCGGGGGCUGGUAAGACAACCAUUGGCUUUGCCCUUGAGGAAUACUUGGUGUCCCACGCCAUUCCCUCCUACUCUCUGGACGGGGACAACAUUCGCCACGGACUCAACAAGAACCUAGGCUUCUCCACCACGGACCGCGAGGAAAACAUUCGUCGAAUCGCUGAGGUGGCAAAGCUGUUUGCGGACGCUGGUCUCGUUUGCAUCACCAGCUUCAUCUCGCCAUACACCAAGGAUCGUGCCGAAGCACGCAAGAUUCUCGAGGCUGCAGGGCUGCCCUUCUUCGAGGUAUUCGUGAACGCACCGCUGGAUGUCUGUGAGAGUCGAGAUGUCAAGGGUCUCUAUAAGAAGGCACGUGCUGGAGAGAUUAAAGGUUUCACAGGCAUUGAUGCCGAGUAUGAGAAGCCGGAGGCUCCAGAGCUGGUGCUGAAAACUGGCCAGGCGACAGUGAAUGAGUGCAUACAGCAGCUGGUGGGGCUGCUGCAGGAGCAGAGUAUUGUUCCUACUUCAAUGAUGGAGGAGGUGAAGGAGCUCUUUGUGCCAGAAAACAAGCUGGACUUGGCACAGGCUGGCGCCAAGACACUGCCCACACUCAAGAUCACCCAGCUCGAUAUGCAGUGGGUGCAGGUGCUGGCUGAAGGAUGGGCGACGCCUCUGAAAGGCUUCAUGAGGGAGAGAGAGUUCCUACAGGUCUUACACUUUGGCACAUUAUUAGAUGGAGAAACAAUCAACCUGUCUGUGCCCAUCGUUCUGUCCGUGUCCUCGGAGAACAAGGAGAGUCUGGACGGCUGUGCUGCGUUAGCUCUGGAGUACGAAGGCCGCAAGGUGGCCAUUCUCCGCAACCCUGAGUUCUAUGAGCACAGGAAGGAGGAGCGAUGUGCUCGUCAGUGGGGGACCGUCUGUGCCCAACACCCUCAUAUAAAGAUGGUGAUGGAGGGUGGUGAUUGGCUAGUCGGUGGUGACCUGGAGGUGCUGGAGCGAAUCAAAUGGAACGAUGGACUGGACCAGUAUCGCCUGACUCCUACGGAACUCAAGCAGAAAUUCAAGGAAAUGAAAGCUGAUGCUAUUUUUGCUUUCCAGCUGCGUAACCCUGUCCACAACGGGCACGCCUUGCUGAUGCAGGACACGAAGCGCCGGCUGCUGGAAAGGGGGUACAAGCGCCCGGUACUGCUCCUGCACCCCCUGGGUGGAUGGACCAAGGAUGACGACGUGCCCCUGGCCUGGCGCAUGAAGCAGCAUGCUGCAGUGCUGGAGGAGGGGGUUCUGGACCCCACCUCCACCAUAGUGGCCAUUUUCCCUUCACCCAUGAUGUAUGCUGGACCUACAGAAGUUCAGUGGCACUGCAGGGCACGGAUGAUUGCUGGAGCCAACUUCUACAUCGUGGGUCGGGACCCGGCUGGAAUGCCCCAUCCCGAGACCAAGAAGGAUAUCUAUGAGCCGACUCACGGAGCGAAGGUUCUGACCAUGGCCCCGGGCCUCACCUCCGUGGAGAUCAUUCCCUUCAGAGUGGCUGCCUACAACAAAGCAAAGAAAGCAAUGGACUUCUAUGAUAAAGAGCGACACAGUGAGUUUGACUUCAUCUCAGGAACUCGCAUGAGGAAGCUCGCUCGCGAUGGUGAAUACCCCCCUGAUGGCUUCAUGGCUCCCAAGGCGUGGAAAGUCCUGACCGAAUACUAUGUCUCUCUGGGAAAAGAGAACUAACGUUUCAUUGUAACUGUAGGAAACACUGGUUGAAUAGCUGAUUUUAUGCAACUGUACGUUAUCAUCUUAAAAAACAUAUAGAUGACCAGUAAAGCUGUCCAAUUGUAUAGCAAUAUAUAGGCUUGCUACUAUUCGAUUUUUAUUUUUUUGCCAAAUCAACGAUUAAUAUUGAUGUUUAUUUUAGAAAGAAUGU
Molecule: messenger RNA, 2229 nt
Organism: Polyodon spathula (Mississippi paddlefish)
Lineage: Eukaryota; Metazoa; Chordata; Actinopteri; Acipenseriformes; Polyodontidae
Product: bifunctional 3'-phosphoadenosine 5'-phosphosulfate synthase 2-like
Exons: 12
Coding region: 192-2036 (614 amino acids)
Biological process (GO): sulfate assimilation; 3'-phosphoadenosine 5'-phosphosulfate biosynthetic process
Molecular function (GO): adenylylsulfate kinase activity; ATP binding; sulfate adenylyltransferase (ATP) activity
Source: RefSeq, a predicted model, not a curated record